AUGGAUUCCGAUUCCGAGUACACUGAAGUUGCCUCCUUCCCCGGUCAUCAGGACGCCGUCCUGUCUCUGAGUUUCUCGGCUUCGGGGCGGUUCCUCGCUGCGACGGGUUACUCGGGUGUGUGCGUGUGGGACGUCAUUCGGAAGCAGCGCGUCGCCAUUCCAGCACCGCCCUCCACACCGACGACGAGACAUAUCUAUACUCGCUCGGCCUGGCUGUACUUUGAGUCAACCGGACUGGAUGUUCUAGUACUCGGCUCGCAGCGAGGGGAUGUCGUGUUGUGGCAGUGGAACGCAGACGACGGGGUCUUCAAAUACCGUGCGCGCGCCCGUAAAUCUGCACCGGAUACCGAGGUUCUGUCCAUCGAUGUGUACAAGCGCAAUGUACCUGCCGAAGAGCGGGGUCGCAUCGCAAUUGGCACCGACGAUGGAAGGGUGGCCGUCUGGUCCGUCGCUGCACCCGACAAGCUGCGCCUCAAGUUUUCGGUUCAGCUUGAGCCGGCUAUGCGUCCUAGAACUGUCAAGUUCGAUGUCGCAUCCCACGCCGUCAUUGCCUGUUCUGACGUUGGAGGAACGAUAGUGGGACUGAAUUGUCAAUCUGGGAGGAAGAUUGGCGUCAGAGAUGAUGGUCCAAAGGUCAUGGCGUCGGUCGAUGUCGACACUGUCAAGUCCAUCCUUGUGGCCUCCACUGGCACCUCCUUCGAGGUCCUCGCACUGAAGAAGCGCAAGCAUAUAAAGACUAUUGUGAGCGAGAUGCCAGAUGUCUACUACCCUAUUUUUGUAGCUAUUGGCGAGGGGGGCAAGGUCCUACUAGCGGGCAGCGACAAAGGCCGCGCUCUACUUUAUGACCUUGCGCAAGGAUGCAUACGGCAGGCCUUUGACUAUCCGAAAGGCGGACUCGUUCAGCAGGUUGCGACGUGCACCACGACAGACUUCCACUAUGUCGCAUUUGCUGGCACCAGCCUGUCGCAGUCGGCAGACGUCGUCCUCUACAGCAAGAAGAUUCGAGUGGAACAAUCGACUGACCGGGAAGCCCCCUCUGCACCGCCAGCUACGACAACUGGCGCGACGCCGAAGAUGCGCUAUAUCAUCCCAGCGAUGUACUGGGCGCUUAUGCUUGCUCUACUGUUUAUUUGCUACAAGAACACGGUUGCCGUCAUUGCUAUCAACACGCGCAACUCCCUGUCGGUGUAG
Molecule: messenger RNA, 1191 nt
Organism: Schizophyllum commune H4-8
Lineage: Eukaryota; Fungi; Basidiomycota; Agaricomycetes; Agaricales; Schizophyllaceae
Product: WD40 repeat-like protein
Exons: 7
Coding region: 1-1191 (396 amino acids)
Molecular function (GO): protein binding
Source: RefSeq, a predicted model, not a curated record